Nakaseomyces glabratus is the source of this 6423-nucleotide messenger RNA. RefSeq names its product ATP-dependent RNA helicase BRR2 (gene BRR2). Gene Ontology annotation, molecular function: nucleic acid binding; ATP binding; ATP hydrolysis activity. The record is from RefSeq and is a predicted model, not a curated record. NCBI's taxonomy places the organism in Eukaryota, Fungi, Ascomycota, Saccharomycetes, Saccharomycetales, Saccharomycetaceae.
AUGACUGAUGAGAAGUCCAAGAAUAAUAUCAGAGAGAUAUAUCGUCAUGAUCAAAUGUCUAACCAAGUGCUGAAUCGAGAUAGGCGGUUCGAGGACAGGAAAACCGAUAUCAAGACUGAUGCUGAGAUGUCUAAUCCCAAAACACUCCGAGGUCAUGUUUCACUGAAGGAUAUGGGCAGUGGACUUAAUAUAUCCAAGUCGACUGAUGAAGAUAAGGCUAGGAUUUUGGAGGAGUUACAAGAUGAAAGCAUAUUAGAUGGGGAUCAGGAAGUCCCGGAGAGGUCUCCAGCUCUACCACUAAUGCAAAAUAAGUCCAUUCUGGAAUUGGAUGAUGUACCCAAGCUAGUCUACACUCCCACUGAUUCUAGUAAUCGGGAUACUUACAGUAAUUUACUCACAUGGUGUACUGAUUUGUUAGGAAGUGAUGUUCCAGAGGAUAUUAUAUUGGGGACCACGGAUCUUAUUAUCUCUCUUAUUAAAGAAAAAAUAACAGAUACUAAUGCUAAGGAUUUGAAGCUAGUUGUAGAAAAAGAAUUAUUUACACGAUUAAGAGAUUCAGACUUCAACAAACUUUUGAAGCUAGUUGAUUCAAUAUCGGAUUACAAACUUGUGGAUAACAAUAAAAAUGUGGAAGAUACUACUGUACCACUUGUAAUUAAUGAUGGUGGUGAUAUUAUAGACACUAAUGAUUCCUUAAAAAACCCACUACUUAUCGAUGACUCUGUUCCUAAAGAUAAUAAUGACUAUAACGAGAAGAUUAAAAACCUUGAAAACGAUAAAGACAGCAUACUAAUCAAGGGCAACAAAUCAUAUUUACCAACUGAUAUCCCAGCUACUCAAUUAACCGAAGAAUACUUGGUAAAUUUAUUUAAAACCGAAAUUCCAAAUAACGAUCCUUAUGUCCUGUACAGUAAAGUUAUUGCCUCAAAUACUGAUACAAACAAUAUGAUACAGAACUUGAUUGAGUCGGUAGGCGAUGAUGUGAGUUCUACACUGAUACAAUUUAUCAAACACAAUGGUAUAAAAAUCAAAUGGGCACAUGAAUUUUAUAAUUCUCAAGGAAAUGAAACUAGUGUAAUUGAGAGAAUAAAAAAUAGUGGCCAAGCUGAUAUAGCAGAAGAGUUCAAAUUACUUAUAAAUGGGUCAUCACGCAAGCGUAAAUCAUCAGAAGACAAAUCUGAGUAUGAUUAUCCCGACAGUAUUCCUCAAAAAAAACAGGAUACAAUGAUUAAAUUCAGUACUAAUGACUUAAAAAAUUUAGCCUCAGCUAAAAUAUCUGGCAACCUUUCACAGAAUAUAACAGUAACAUUACCUGAGGGGUCAUUUAAAAGGGUAAGAGAAAAUUUAGAAGAAAUCCAUAUCCCUGCACCACAGAAGCCUGUAUAUGAGUCUGAGUUAAUUAACAUAUCUGAUCUUCCUAAAUGGGCUCAAAAGGCUUUUCCAUCGAAAGAAGUUACGACUCUUAACUAUAUACAAUCCAAAGUGUACCAUAAAGCCUUUCACGACGAUAAAAAUCUUUUAAUGUGUGCACCUACUGGUGCAGGUAAAACAAAUGUUGCAGUAUUGACAAUAUUGCAAGUCUUAUCGCAAUAUAUUAAUGAAGAUACGGACUCAUUAAAACUUAACGACUUUAGAAUUGUCUAUGUUGCACCUUUGAAGGCGCUAGUCCAAGAACAAGUUAGAGAAUUCGAAAGGAGACUAUCAAAUUUUGGUAUAAAGGUAUCCGAACUAACUGGUGAUACAACACUAACUAGAUCUGAAAUAGAGAAAUUUCAAGUCUUAGUUACCACACCUGAAAAAUGGGAUGUUCUGACUAGAAAGAAUGACGAAAAUGAUAUUAUGCUAAAACUAAAGCUUCUCAUCAUUGAUGAAAUUCAUCUUUUAAACGACCAACGUGGACCUGUAUUAGAGAGUUUAAUAAUGCGUGCCAAAGAGAACUGUCGACUAAGAUCAAAUCCUAGGAUUAUUGCACUUUCUGCUACUUUACCAAACUAUGAGCAAGUUGCUAAAUUUUUACAAGUUCCCGAAGAAUCCAUAUAUUAUUUUGAUAACUCAUAUAGACCAUGUCCAUUAUCACAGGUGUUCUGUGGUGUCAAGUCUACUAAUUCUGUAAAGAAAUUAUCUUUUGUGAAUGAAGUUUGUUUUGAGAAAGUCUGCGAUGCAGUUAAAGAUGGCCAUCAAGUCAUUAUUUUUGUACAUUCCAGAAAAGAAACUACUCGUACAGCUAAAUUUAUUGCCGAUAAAUUUAGCUCUCUUGAAAAGAAUAUACUCUUUUUCGAAGAAAACUCGAGAUCAAUUUUAAAAUCAGAAGGCGAGAACUCCAAAGAUAUUGAUCUCAAAACUUUAUUACCUCAAGGUAUUGGAAUUCAUCAUGCCGGUCUAGCCAGAGACGAUAGAUCUUUAUCUGAAGACUUAUUUGCAGAUGGUGUCUUAAGAGUAUUGGUGUCAACCGCUACUUUAGCUUGGGGUGUUAACUUACCAGCCCAUACUGUUAUAAUCAAAGGUACUGAUAUAUACUCACCUGAGGUGGGCAAUUGGAUAAGACUAUCUCCUCAAGAUUUACUGCAAAUGCUUGGUAGAGCAGGUCGUCCUAGAUAUGAUACUUCUGGAGAAGGAAUAAUUAUCACAAAUCAAACAGAUAUUCAAUACUAUCUGGGAAUUUUAAACCAACAACUUCCAAUAGAGUCGCAAUUUUUAUCAAAAUUUGUGGAUAACUUGAAUGCUGAAAUUUCUCUCGGGAUGGUGAAAACUAAAUUGGAUGCAAAAAGAUGGAUAAAGGAUUCGUACUACUACGUUAGACUUUGCUAUGAUCCUAGUACUUAUCUUCCGGAAAACUUCAAGGAGAUAGAUAACGAUAAGCGUAUUUCUUGUUUCAUAUCAGGCUUGAUUGAUGCUGCUAUUGAAUUGCUAUUAUCUAUGUCAUUAAUAAUGAUCGAUAAAAGAAAUGGUACAUAUAUUCCAACAAAGCUGGGCAGAAUAGCUUCUCAUUACUAUAUUAGCUGCAAUUCAGUUGCAAAAUAUUUUCAGAGGCUCAAAAAGACUUGUUCAAAGUCUGAGCUGUUCCAAAUAUUCUCAGAAUCAGAGGAAUUUAAGUAUGUUAGUGUGAAACAGGAAGAACUUAUUGAACUCAAGACCUUAUAUGACAAAUCACCAAUCCCCGUUUCUGUGCCCUUAGAAGAACCUUCUUCUAAGAUCAACCUUUUACUACAGGCGUAUAUUUCAAAAAUAAAGCUCGAUGGAUUUGCUUUAAAUGCAGAUAUGAUUUUCGUUACUCAAAAUGCUGGACGACUUUUGUCAGCAAUGAAAGAAAUCUGCCUUGUUUUUGGCUGGUCAACCACAACAAAGUACCUUCUGGAGUUAACUAAGUCAGUACACUAUCAAAUGUGGCCCGUCUGUACACCAUUAAGACAUUUCAAAACUUGUCCAAAAGAUGUAAUUAGGAGAGCAGAAUCUUCUAGCUUUCCUUGGCAGAACUAUCUCAAACUCACAAAGGCAUCUGAUGUUGGAAAGGUUAUAAGAAAUGAGAAAUAUGGGAAGUUGGUAUUAGAUUUAUUACAACGGUACCCCAAAUUAGAAGUGAGCUAUAUCUGUCAACCUAUAACGCCAAGCUUAAUUCUGAUACAACUGGAAAUUCUUCCAGACUUCGUUUGGGACCCUAAAAUUCACGGAUUUGGCGAAAUAUUCUUUGUAUUGGUAGAAGAUGUUUCGGGCUCGUCAAUUUUAUUCUCUCAAAAAAUUGUUAUAAAAGAAUCUGAUGUGGGAAAAGAAUAUGUAUUGAGUAUUCCUAUUCAAUUAUCUGUAUCACAACAAAAAAGACUCCCCCCAAACAUCUUCAUCACAGUUACUUCAGAAAAAUGGAAUCAAUUCUCUAAGGUCCUACCAAUACAACUGAAUAAUUUGAAACUACCUAAAAAACUUCCAUCAAAAGAAAUUGUCAACAGUAUUGAAUCUCUGAAUUUAUCUAAAGAAUUACCUAGUGAUUUUGUGAAGGCACUUGGCUUCAAUUCUCUGAACAAAAUUCAGAGUGACGUAUUUAACGAAGUAUAUCAUGGAACCGAGAGCUUAUUAGUUUGCUCUCCACCCUGUACAGGAAAAACAACACUAGCAUUACUUGCCACUCUUUCACAUAUAAUUAAUACCAAAGGUAGAAUUAUUUAUGUUGUGGGGAAUGAAAAAAAACUUCAAUCAUGUUAUGAAAAAUGGAUGAUCUUUUUUAAGUCAAUAAAUGAUAGCAUCAAGGUCGGGAAACUAGGAGGCAAUCUCCAAGAUAACUUAAUUACUUUUUCUCAUUCUCACAUAACUCUGACUUCGCCGCAGCAGGUAGAAGUGUUAACUCAUAGGUGGAGGAAACUGAAAUUACUACUUGACGUCGACCUCCUAGUUUUUGAUGAUAUUCAUGAAAUAGGCCAGGGACUGACAGGAGCCAACUACGAGAUUGCUGUUUCUAGAUUCAACUUCAUCAAAACCCAAGCAGACUUCAACCCAAGAAUAAUAGCAUUUAGUAAUUGCCUCUUGAAUCCAUCAGAUAUUGCUGGUUGGAUUGGAGUUAAAAAAGAAAAUACACAUAACUUCGCGACCGACGAAGAUCAGAGUUAUAGGGUUAUAAAUAUAAAAGCGUUUGAAAAUAUAUUUGCGAACGAUUAUACAAGAUCAAUGCUAUUAUAUGCAACUAGUUUUGUAUUAUCAUCGCAAUCAACUCUGGUGAAAAAUGUCCUAUUAGUAACGACCGGAAAAGUUGGUGCUUUACGUGCUGCAAAUGAAAUACUAGCCUUAUUGAAAUCAAAUUCUAAGCUUCACAAAAUAAGUGAAAUAACCGACUUUGGCAUUGAUCAACAAGACAUGGAAAAGUCUGCUCAGAAGUAUCUAUCUUACGGUAUCGGGCUAUGUCACGAAGGCAUGAAACAUGCUACAAUCUCUAAUAUAGUUAAUUUGUUCAACGCUGGUGUAAUUUCUGUUCUAAUAUCAUCUAGAUUCACAAUGAUUCAGAAUAUCAAACCAAGUCAAAUUGUUGUUUUAGGCACAAGCUGGCAUAACUGUGGAGAAAGCUCCCCAGUACACUACUCAAUAAACGAAAUUAUGAAUCUAGCUAAUUUAAGCUAUCAUCAUUCAUCAGAUGUUACUAUUUUGACCGAUUCCAACAGACUACCACUUUAUAACAGAUUUUUGAAUGAUGGCAUACCGGUUGAAAGUUUUCUUUAUGAAAAGUUGAUUGAUUUGUUACUUACUGAGGUAGUCAUUGGAACAGUAAAAUCCAGGCAAGAUUGCCUUGACAUACUAACUUUCACUUAUUUCUACCGUAGAAUUCAUAAUAAUCCAUCUUAUUAUGGUUUGAAAGAUGCCAGCUCCUUAUCUAUAUCAGGUUUUCUCACUGAAAUAGUUGAAACUGCUAUUAAUGACUUGAGCACUUCUCAAUUGAUUAAGCUUGUCAAGGGUUUAAGCUCCGACGAUAUUCAUAAUGAGAUUAUUGAAGAAACCACAUGGUCCAGAAUUUCCACUAUUCAUGGCAUCUCUGCUGCUACACUAAUUGGUUAUAUCCAAUCCUUAGAUGGCAAAACAACAUUAACUGAUAUGUUGCAUCUUUUAGUCAAGACUUCUGAAUUAUCAGCAAUUGAAUUUCAUGAGGAUACGCUAUCAAUAGUUCAUAAGUUAGCGGCUUUAGUACCAUUGAAAUUCCAAGGCAUAUCUAAAAUGGAGUAUUCUUCAUACGCCUCUUUUGUUUUAUUACAAUGCCAUUUUUCUCGCAUUUCUAUUCCUUAUGAACUAGCAGACCAUAUCAAUAAAAUAUUACUUGUGAUACCGCAAUUGCUCAGCUCAAUGAUAGAUAUACUUGCCAGCCAAGGCUUAAUGAGUGCCCUGACUGUGAUGGAUAUGUACCAAAUGGUAAUGCAAGCAUUAUGGGACAUUGAUAGUCCUUUGAAACAAAUACCAUACUUUACAAAUGAUAUCAUAAAGAUUUGCAAAGAAAAGAACAUUGAUUCGGUAUAUGACAUUAUGGAGUUAGAUGAUGACGUAAGAGACGAAAUAUUAUCCUUUAAUGAUUCCGAAUUACUAAAUAUUGCAAGCUUUGUUAACACUUAUCCAAAUAUUGAAAUAGCUCAUGAACUGGACCACAAGGUAGUUCCAAUGGGAAGCUCACAAAAUAUUACCAUAAACAUAUUUCGAGACGAUGUACCUGAUUCGCUUGAAACUAUAACACCAUAUUAUCCUGCAAAACACCUUGAACAUUGGUGGAUUGUAUUAGGUGAUGUUUCAAAGCAAAAUGUCUAUGCUAUUAAGUAUGUUAAACUCCCUUCGGAGAGCAAUCACUUUAAACUAUCAUUCUCGUUACCGGAACGAGGAACACAUAAAUUAACUAUUUGGGCUAUCUGUGAUUCCUACUUUGAAGCCGAUAAAGAGUCAUCAUUUGAAAUAGAAUGUGUAUGA